Rubroshorea leprosula is the source of this 1938-nucleotide messenger RNA. NCBI's taxonomy places the organism in Eukaryota, Viridiplantae, Streptophyta, Magnoliopsida, Malvales, Dipterocarpaceae. The record is from the annotation of a GenBank genome assembly.
CCGCCGUUGAUUUCUGCUGCUGUGAUCGCUGACAAUGAAGCACGCUGCGAAGAAGAAGAAGAAGCGAUCGCGUCCCCCUAAGGCCCCUUGCAACGGCGCGACAAAUGACGAGCAGCGGGAGCAGCGGGAGCAGCAGCAGCAGCUGCUGCACCGACAGGAACAAGAACAGCAAGAGCAAGGGAGAAUCCUAGAUUCCCUGGUGGAGGCUUUUGAUUCCGUCUCUCUAGAAGAAGCGGCGUCUGCAUACGAGCAAGCUGGUGGGGAUCCGAACAAAGCUGCGCAAAUUCUGUCUAGUUUAGUGGAUGGAGAUGCUAAGAGUGAAGGUCCAGAUCCAUCAACGAGCGGAUCCUCAUCGAGUUCUGGGUCUGAUUUUAUGGAGACGGGUUGCCUGCAAAACGUGGGGAGUGGUAGGGGCAAGCAGAAGAAGCGAGUGGGGGCAGCCACCGGGACGGUAUCAACCAUGCUUGGUAAAGACUACACCAGGGCCAGCCCGAGGAAGCACUCCAAGGCUAGAGCGAUGGAGGAUUAUCAUGGGGUUUUGGACAAGGAGGAGGCAGAACAGUUCUUAUGCUCGAUGCUUGGCGAUGAAUCUGACCUCAGUAUGGCCGUUGUUAGAGAUGUUUUGUGUCAGUGCGGUUACAAUGUUGAAAAGGCCUUAGAUGUAUUGCUUGAUUUAUCUGCUUCAUCCUGCGAGCGAUCUGGCAAUGAGAAUGAUAAUUUAAGCGAUACACAAGACUCCGGGUUGCUCAUUGAACAGUUUGAGAAUUUGACAGAUGGGGGAUCGGAAUGCAUAUCUUACCCACCAGAAUAUGAAUUUCAGGACAGUAUAUGGUCACUUGGCUAUGAUUCUAGGGAUUAUUCUAAGGUUCUUACUUGCUCAGAAGCUGUCUCUCCAACUAGCUCAACGAGUAACUUGGCAGAUCUCCCUCAAAAGGUGUUGGAAUCGUUGUUUAACAUGUCAAAGAGUCCUGAACAUGAACCAAGCACUAUGAACUGGAGGAGUGUGGUAAAGAAAAUGCAGUCACUGGGACCUGGGUUUGAUGUUUGUACUUCAAGCGUUUCAGAGCCUCAGCAGGGUAGCUAUGCGAAGGGAGAUGAAUAUCAUGUAUUUAGAAAGACAGCCAAAGAGCAUUGGGAUUCAAUGAGAACCUAUUAUCAGAAAGCUGCAGAGGCACAUUCAAAGGGGAAAUUUGAACAUGCAGCUUACCUUUCUGAUCAGGGGAAGAUACAAAACAAGUUGGCACGGGCAGCAGAUGAAAAGGCAAGCCAGGAUAUAUUUGAAGCUAGGAACAAAGGCAUUGAAAAUGUGAUAACAAUUGAUUUGCAUGGCCAACAUCUCAAACAAGCAAUGAGGCUUUUGAAACUGCAUCUCCUGUUUGGGAAUUAUAUGCCUUCAAUUCAAACUCUAAGGGUCAUCACAGGAUGUGGGUCACGUGGUGUAGGGAAGUCAGUAUUGAAACAAUCGGUCAUUGAGCUUCUGGAAGUGGAAGAUAUUGAAUGGAGUGAAGAGAACCGAGGAACAUUGCUAAUCAAGUUUGAUGGGUAUAGGGAAUUUAGCUUCCUAGAUACAGAAAGUGAUACCGAGUAAAUUAUAUCUGUAAUGAUAUACUAACUGCAGCAUAGUUUAACAUCCACUACAGGUCAUGUAGUUUUAACAAGGACAGGUAUUCUAUGUUCAUAUUUACAUAGAAGUAUCUUUGCGGUCUUCUGGUAGGUGAUGGGUUAAAGCAAGGAAUCAGCUCUAACAAGGUUCAGCUGAUUGCUUUACCACUCAUGUUCCAUAGACCAUACAUGCAGGUCAGAACAUGUACCGUCUUUAGGGAAACGUUGUAUCUACACAGGUUGUUUUUACUAUUUAAAACGCUGUUCUGUUGUUCAUUAUUAAGCAGUAAUGGAUGUAUUCUGCCCAUGUCUUUGGAAUUAAUUUUUUUCAGAGAA